AUGACCGCGAGAUACGAGACCGAAGCCCACUGCGAGCAGCACGUGGCGAUGCUGCUGGCGGGUCAUGCAGAGACGCAAUGGACCCAGCACGACUGUCGCUUCUGUCUGGUUGAUGCCUCCCUGUCCGUGUCGGUGCGCGGCCAUCUCUUCAAGGAGCCCGAUCGGCUUCGCAGGCACGUGUGCAGCAACCACAUCUACCCGGAUCGCCACCCGCAGCGCAGCUGUCCUUACUGCCGCGCCAGCAUGGCCGCCUACAACCUCAUCGACCACCUUCGGGAGCAGCACGAUCUGGCGCUCGGUUCCACCUUGGCCCAACGCCAGCACGACCAGGUUGGAUGUGGCUCGAAUUCUGGCGGCAGGGCCGAAUGGAUCGACUGGAUCCCAUCCAUCACGCCAUCGACGCCGGCAGGGCAGCAGCAGCCGCAGCCCGUAGGCGAAGCUCAGGUAGCGCCUCAUCUGCCUGCAGCAUCGGCCAGACCAACCAGAGCCCUGCCGCGGCCAUGUCCGCCAGCAUGGAAGCGGCAGCUGGUGGCAGCCGCGGCGGCGGCCACGUCGUUGGACGCACGAGCCAUGACGUUCACUGCCGCCCAGGACAACACAUCGUCGCCGAGGCCGAGCUGCACGCGAUCGAGCAGCUGGAAGCCCUGCCUGCUGCCGCAUCCAGCUCGGCGGAGCAUCGCGAGGAUGGGCGGUGCUAUGCGUCUACGCACCUAUCGCAAGAAGACGUCGCCCGCCCGUACGCUUGUCUGUCCCUUCUGCGCCGCUGAUGAGCAGGCCAGCUCGACGGACCGGACCAAGGUGUGGAGGCCGGCAAAGAUCGGACGGCUUAUCGUAAUGAUCCAUCUGUUCAGCCAGACGAGCAGCGGGUUUUCCUGCUGCCCCGUCUGCAGUCAGUCCAUGCGUAUCGACAGGCUGGCGCUCCAUCUCGACCAGCAGCACGACUUGACUCUGGCAAGCAAGAGCUCGGAGCCGCUGUCCGAGGAUCUUUGCAACUUGCAGAAAUUCUGCCUAUUCCAGGAAUGGAUCGCACAAGGCUGUCGCGCCAAGCCACGACACGUGCCCCAUUGCCCAGAAGAAGCUGUCAAGCGCCGCCAGGAGGCGCAGCCACUCGUCAUCUGCGUCCACCGAUGCGCAGGCUCGCAGCAGCAGCCGGCCUUCAAGAGUGGCUAA
Messenger RNA from Moesziomyces antarcticus, 1170 nucleotides. RefSeq lists its product as uncharacterized. The record is from RefSeq and is a predicted model, not a curated record. NCBI's taxonomy places the organism in Eukaryota, Fungi, Basidiomycota, Ustilaginomycetes, Ustilaginales, Ustilaginaceae. The transcript is spliced from 2 exons. The coding region runs from base 1 to 1170 and encodes 389 amino acids.